AUGCCGACAUGCGUCUUGAGGACUGUAUUUCUGUACCACAGUAUGCAGUGCUUUCGUACCGUAGUAGAGGACGACAUCCAUGGCAUCCCAGAUCGGUUCGUCCUUGUACGUGUUUGCGGACUCGGCCCGCCGCUCUGUCGAAAUUGCAGCCGUCUCAUCUCAGAAUUCACGAUUCCGAGACGCUCAGACGCUGACAGAAGUCUGUCUCUUCUGAAUGCCCUUGUGUCUGAUCUGUCCGAGAGUCACCCAGAGAGAGAUAGAGAGAGAGACGUCAGCCGGCGCGAGUAAGUCAGACACAUAGAGAUGCAGGGCAUGCUGCCCUUGCUUCUUUUGGGGUAGUCGGCACAUCUUUGUCGCCGCAAACCCCUUGUCACAACUCAUCCGCAUCACAGCCCGAUAUGUGGACAAAUGCUGCGAGACCACACAGAAAGAAAGAAAACGGGCGAGCGGGGGAAGAAAUGUCAAAGGUACCAUGAAGCGGUGAGUCCCAGUCCACCCUCCAAAUGCCGGCAUGUACCGGAAGUGGGGAUGCGACCCGGCUGUGUUUGUUCGCCCCCACACGGGCAAUACGGGAGGGUUCCGGACGGGGUCACGAUCACCUCAAAUCAGAUCAAAGAAGGACGACGACGCCGACGAACCCUUUUCUCGCCCAUCGCUUGAACUCGCGGCCCCACAACCCAGCCAUCCAGCUGGAUACCACAUGAGGUGUCUGUUAUCCCACCAGCUGAUGUGUUUUGCCACACCGCUGUGCGGUAUAAAAAUUAAAUUAAAAAAAAAAGUGGUCUCGAAUACAUGUACGUGUACGCAAUAUAUUGGCAUCUAUCUAUCUUGCUGUUUGCCAUCACAAUGUCCCCCCGGUCCCAG
Molecule: messenger RNA, 864 nt
Organism: Pyricularia oryzae 70-15
Lineage: Eukaryota; Fungi; Ascomycota; Sordariomycetes; Magnaporthales; Pyriculariaceae
Exons: 2
Coding region: 1-288 (95 amino acids)
Source: RefSeq, a predicted model, not a curated record